This is a messenger RNA of Macrosiphum euphorbiae (potato aphid), 459 nucleotides long. NCBI's taxonomy places the organism in Eukaryota, Metazoa, Arthropoda, Insecta, Hemiptera, Aphididae. The record is from the annotation of a GenBank genome assembly.
AUGUUUAGUCAUAGUUUAAGAGAUCUCGUUUCAGGAUUAGAAACACCAUUAUUGUUACACAAGCCAGAUGGCCCAGAUGAUACAUAUGAUACGGAUUCAAGUGACAAUACUAACACUGAUGAUGAGAACAACACAGGUCUAGCAAAUCCGGAAACCAAAAUUACAAUCAAUACAAUUUUGCAUGUACUAUCUAACUAUAAUUUGAUGUCGGCUUUCCCAAACUUAUACUUGGCCUAUAAAGCGCUUGGGACUAUACCUGCUACUUCGGCGUCAGCAGAACGUACCUUUUCUAAGGUGAAGUUAAUCAAAACCAGAUUAAGAUCCUCUAUUUACCAAAAUAGACUGGAAAGUUUGAUGUUAAUCAGUUGUGAGAAAGACAUACAAAUUAACUAUAAUGAAGUUAUUGACACAUUUGGAUUAUCAUCACAGGUUUUAAAGGAUGCAUUGAUGUUCAAAUAA